GCAGCUCUGCACUGCACAGAGCCGCAGGGCAGCCGGGUACCCAGAGCCAGCCAGCCAGCACAGGGACUUCAGCCCACUGCCUUGCCAUGGGGCUCGCUCUCCUAGCCCUGCUAGCCAUGGGGCUCCUGGCCCUGAGCUGCUGGGCUGCACCACUCCACUCCAGGCCCCAGGCUGUGAUCACUUUCCCGGGGGAGCUGGUCAGUAAUCUGACGGAUCUGCAGCUUGCAGAAAGCUACCUGCUGCGCUUCGGCUACACGGAGUCCGAGGGGCAGACCCGCAGCAGGCAGGUGUCCAUGGGCAAGGCGCUCAGGAGGAUGCAGAAGCAGCUGGGCCUGGAGGAGACGGGGGAGCUGGAUGCCAGCACGUUGGCUACCAUGCGGGCACCUCGCUGCGGUGUCCCCGAUGUGGGCAGAUUCCUCACCUUCGAAGGAGACCUCAAGUGGGAUCACAGUGACCUCACUUACCGGGUACUAAACUACUCCCCAGACCUGGACGCCUCUGUGAUAGAGGAUGCCUUUGCACGAGCCUUCAAGGUGUGGAGUGACGUGACCCCGCUUACCUUCACCCGGCUGCAGAGCGGCGAGGCCGACAUCAUGAUCCAGUUUGGCACCCAGGAGCACGGUGACGGGUAUCCAUUUGAUGGGAAGGACGGACUUCUGGCCCACGCUUUCCCCCCUGGCAAAGGGGUACAGGGAGAUGCCCACUUUGACGACGACGAAUUCUGGACGCUGGGAACAGGGAUAGUGGUAAAAACCAGCUACGGGAACGCCAACGGGGCUGCCUGCCACUUCCCCUUCACCUUUGAGGGACAGUCCUACUCCACCUGCAUCUCGGAGGGACGCUCCGACGGGCUGCUCUGGUGCGCCACCACACCCAACUACGACACGGACAAGGUGUACGGCUUCUGCCCGAGCGAGCUUCUCUACACCUACGAUGGCAACAGCGACGGUGCCAAGUGUGUCUUCCCCUUCAUCUUCGAGGGGAAGUCCUACGAUGCCUGCACCACAGACGGGCGCUCUGACGGCUACCGCUGGUGCGCCACCACCGCCAGCUUCGACCAGGACAAGAAAUACGGGUUCUGCCCCAACAGAGACACAGCUGUGAUUGGCGGGAACUCCCAGGGCGACCCAUGUGUGUUCCCGUUCACCUUCCUGGGCCAGACCUACAGCGCGUGCACCAGCGAGGGGCGGCAGGAUGGGAAGCUCUGGUGUGCCACCACCAGUAACUACGACACCGACCACAAGUGGGGUUUCUGUCCCGACCAAGGUUACAGCCUCUUCCUGGUUGCUGCCCAUGAGUUCGGCCAUUCUCUGGGCCUGGACCACUCGAGUGUCCGCGACGCCUUGAUGUACCCCAUGUACAGCUACAUCAAGGACUUCCACCUACACCCAGACGAUGUCAGUGGCAUCCAAUUCCUCUAUGGCCGGGGCUCUGGUCCUGUACCAACAGCCCAGGUGCCAGACAUCCCUGACCAGACAAGCACACAAGCCAAGGACACCACAACCCCAGCAGAGCCUGACUUGGCCACGGGGGACGACUAUCCCGUGCCAACUGAGCCCAGCCCUGUGGACCCCAGCAGUGAUGCCUGCAAAGUGAAUUCCUUCGACGCCAUCACCGAGAUCAACGGGGAGCUGCAUUUCUUCAAGAGUGGGAAUUACUGGAAAAGCUCUGGGUCCCGGAAGGGGACAAUUCAGGGCCCAUUCCGGAUCUCGGCCACGUGGCCAGCCCUCCCGUCCCUCAUCAAUGCCGCCUUCCAGGAUGUGCUCACCAAGAAGCUCUUCUUCUUCUCGGGUCGGCGUUUCUGGGUGUACACAGGCAGCAGCGUUGUGGGCCCCCGCGGGAUCGAGAAGCUGGGCAUUGGCAAGGAGGCAGAGCGGAUCUCGGGGGCCCUGCAGAGGGGGCGCGGCAAAGUGCUGCUCUUCAGUGGGGAGAAGUACUGGAGGCUGGACAUGAAAGUCCAGAAGGUGGACAAGGGCUACCCACGUCUCACGGAUGACACCUUUGCUGGCGUGCCCCUCAAUGCCCACGAUGUCUUCCUCUACCAAGGAAAGUACCACUUCUGCCAGGACCGUUUCUACUGGCGAAUGACUCCGCGCUACCAGGUGGAGCGGGUGGGCUACGUGAAAUAUGACAUCCUGAACUGCCCAGAGCAGUAGGGCCCAGGCGACUUCACCUGCACCAGAGCCGGCCAGCGCCUCUCCCCGCCAGCCGCUCGUUCAUCCCCGCACCAGAGCCGGCCGGCACCUCUCCCCACCAGCCGCUCGUUCAUCCCCGCACCAGAGCCAGCCGGCGCCUCUCCCCGCCAGCCGCUCGUUCAUCCCCGCACCAGAGCCGGCCGGCGCCUCUCCCCGCCAGCCGCUCGUUCAUCCCCGCACCAGAGCUGGCCGGCGCGUCUCCUCGCCAGCCGCUCGUUCUUUCCUGCAGACUCUUGUUUUUUGUUGUUUUGUUCCGUGUGGCAGCCUGAGUCCGGCAGGGGAGGUGAAGGAGGUGGCACGUGGAAUCUCUGCCCAGGGCCUGCCUUCCAGCCCCAGACGGGUCCAGGGAGGGAUGGGCCCUGCUUUCCAGAGACUCUGAGCAGCCUAGAGGUGACAGCCUCUGGGAGCUGUAAUAUCCUGGUCCCUCAGCGCCAGCUGCAUCCUGAGGAAGUAGGGGGAACAGGAUGCUUUAGCUAAAGGCUCUCGUCCCUGGCUCGGGUCUCUGCGGGUGGCGGCCCCAUGCCUGCGUGUGCUGUGCGAAUUGGUUUGCCUGGUGCAAACUGCUCAGAGAUUUAUAAGCGACUUUGUCUUUUUCCAAAGUUGAUUAAGUCCGUGUCUGUCUGUCUGGGUUUGCUCAGGAGCUGGUGCCUGCGCACUGGGGGCCUGGUGGGUGCCAUCAGCCUCAGUGGGUGCAGGGAGUGCUGGGCGUGGCCCUCGCUCUCUCUCCUGCUGUCAUUUUUGUACCUUGUACAUUUUUAAUAAAGAGAAUCCUGGAGAAACAC
Messenger RNA from Gopherus evgoodei (Goodes thornscrub tortoise), 2977 nucleotides. RefSeq names its product matrix metallopeptidase 9 (gene MMP9). The transcript is spliced from 13 exons. Lineage: Eukaryota; Metazoa; Chordata; Testudines; Testudinidae. Gene Ontology annotation, biological process: proteolysis; collagen catabolic process; extracellular matrix organization. The record is from RefSeq and is a predicted model, not a curated record. Gene Ontology annotation, molecular function: zinc ion binding; metalloendopeptidase activity. Bases 87 to 2156 code for a protein of 689 amino acids. Gene Ontology annotation, cellular component: extracellular matrix.